AUGGAACUUAACAGACCAGAAGAGCAAAUUGACGAGGUUCCCACACCUUUAGCGGCAAAUUCUUCUGCACGCUCUUCACAGAUAGCUAACAGUUCGGCUAGUCGUCCACGCUUACACUCUCCUUAUCCGACUUCUUCAAAUAUAGGUGAGAAUACUACAGCGAUGCCGAAACCAACGCGACGAAAGUCAAAGGUUAUGUCUAACACUUCUUCGCAAGAAGACUCUUCCGACCACUCUGACGACUCAAAGAAACGUAAACGUCCAAGUGCACAUAGACGUCGCUCUUCCUACAGACCGAGAAAUGCAAGCAAUGUUAUACAUAAUGAAACGGGUACAGAUGCGAAUCGAGACGACGAAGUGGUAGAGGAAGAGACUAGAGAUGACGAAGAUGAAAUUUCAUUUAAUGAUAGUGAUAGGGAAUAUACUCUUAAAGACAGACAAGAGGCUAUAAACAUAACACAUCCUUUCGGCCUUCCUUUGUGGAAACCGGCAUUAUACAAAAAAUCUCGUUCUGUAAUCCGAAAUGCUAAUUCAGCCUUGCAUUCAACACCAUCAUCCGAACUAUAUCUCUAUCCGGGUAAUAUUAUAUGGGCACUUGUAUUUGGUUGGUGGCUGGCAAUUAUAUCGUUUAUAGUCUCGAUUUUCUUACUGUUAACACCAUUUGGAGGAUGGAGAUAUGCACGAGUUUUACGAGAAUUGAGUUAUUACAUUUUUUGGCCUUUUGGAAAAUACGUUGAACAGAUCACGGAAGAAUGGGUAUACGACGAUGCUAAUCGUUAUAUGGAUGCAAAUGGUGCUUAUGAAGAUAAUAUUGGAUUGACCAAUGAAAAUCAUCCUAAUAACAACGAAACUGGGAGUAAUCCAUUGUUGAGACGUAGAACGAAUUUUUCAAACAGUGAAAAUCAGACAUCUCAAAAUGAUCAAAAGCAACGACCUUUUGCUUCUUAUUUUGGGAACAUUGGAUUUGCGGCUCCUUUGUAUAUUAUCGUUUCAGCUUUAUGUUGGUUUAUGGUUGUCUUUAUUCCAAUGGCCAAACUUACAUACGUAGUCACACGACAUUUACGAAAACGUCCAUUAUCACUACACUUCAAAUCCGGAUCAUCACUUUCAUUCUCUACAUCACAACGCUCGGUAAUCUUACUAUGCACAUACAAGGCAAUCGGAUGGCAAUACUACAAAUACACCUACGAUGGUAUUAACAUUAUUUUCAUCAACCUUAUGCCCCUCGUCUUCUUCACCAUCUUCGACAGCAAUGUACUUGAAAAGAUAAUCCCUGACCGGUUUAUUGUUCAGCCAUUGACCAUUUUCGCACUAGGACUUGCCUCGGUUAUCCCACUUUCUUAUUUUAUUGGCAUGGCUGUUGCAUCAAUUUCUGCACAGUCGUCGGCGGGGAUGGGUGCCGUGAUUAACGCCACUUUCGGUAGUAUUAUUGAGAUUAUUUUGUAUUCGAUUGCGUUGAUACGUGAAGAGGGGCUGAUUGCCGAAGGAAGUAUUAUUGGGAGUUUGAUGGCUGGUGUGUUGCUUAUGCCUGGCAUUAGUAUGGUUAGUGGUGCUUUUAAACGUAAAGAGCAAAAAUUUAAUGCAAAGAGUGCAGGUGUGACAUCAACUAUGCUUAUUAUGGCUAUUAUUGGAGCACUCACACCCACCUUAUUCUAUCAAAUAUACGGAAGUUUCGAUAUGAUAUGUGAACCUUGCGUCGGCAAGUCAUCUUGUCAGAGUUGUCAUUUUGAACAACCCAAUCCCAUUGAUGAUUCUUUCUACCCCACUAGGAUAAAACCUUUAAUGUAUUUUUGUGCAGUCAUUUUGUUUCUUUCUUAUAUAAUUGGGCUUUGGUUUACUCUUCGUACACAUGCGGCGCUUCUUUGGCAACCUAUUCAUCAUACCACAUUUGUGGAAACAGCUGAUUCAAUAAACCGUAGUAAUUCUAUAUAUAGACGGAUCAUUCCACUCCAUAUGCUGCAAAGUUUAAUACCUCAUCAUUCCUCAGUACCACCACCCUAUGUACCACCAUCCUACCCUGCUAACACUACAAUCAAUCAGAAUUCAGCUCUUCAUAAUCCGGUUGGUGGAAAUCUUCGACCACAAUCAGCGCCUGGACCUAUCAUACAUAUCGGACCAUCGCAUGAUGAGAAUAUUCGUAUUUCUGAUGUGGCCGCCGCGGCUGCUGCAGCUAAUUUUGAAGCACAAAAUCAACCGUCAUUGAGACACGCUUAUGAAGAAGAGGAAGAACCUGGGGGUCAUGAUUCUCCUAAUUGGAGUAAAUUGAAAAGUUGUAUAGUAUUGCUCAGCUGCACAGCUUUAUAUUCAUUCAUUGCCGAAAUAUUGGUUGAUACUGUUGAUAAAUUGCUCGAAGACGGUAGUCUCGACAUUGACCCAAAGUUCCUCGGGCUUACAUUAUUCGCCCUAAUACCAAAUGUCACCGAGUUCAUGAACGCGAUGGCAUUUGCUCUGCAAGGAAACAUUGCGCUCAGUAUGGAGAUCGGUUCUGCGUAUGCGUUGCAAGUCUGUCUAUUACAGAUCCCAGCUUUAGUUCUUUUUUCGGCUUUUUACAAAAUUAAAGAAGGUCAUAAACCCAAUCCUCAAAAUACAUUUAGUCUUGUAUUUCCACGAUGGGAUGUUUUUGCAGUCGUGUUCUCGGUGUUUUUGCUGACUUACACUUAUAUCGAGGGAAAAUCCAAUUAUUUCAAGGGUUCAAUAUUGAUCCUUUCUUAUUUGGUUCUUAUGGCUGGCUUUUAUUGGGCUCCUCUUGCUAGUACAAUUUAA
Messenger RNA from Ambispora gerdemannii, 2763 nucleotides. Lineage: Eukaryota; Fungi; Glomeromycota; Glomeromycetes; Archaeosporales; Ambisporaceae. The record is from the annotation of a GenBank genome assembly.